Copidosoma floridanum is the source of this 3752-nucleotide messenger RNA. Its product is annotated as nuclear exosome regulator NRDE2. Gene Ontology annotation, biological process: negative regulation of RNA catabolic process; regulatory ncRNA-mediated heterochromatin formation. Lineage: Eukaryota; Metazoa; Arthropoda; Insecta; Hymenoptera; Encyrtidae. The record is from RefSeq and is a predicted model, not a curated record. Gene Ontology annotation, cellular component: catalytic step 2 spliceosome.
UAUAAGAACACUCUCCUACGACUUUUUGGCGGUGUUUUGGAAUUAAAUGUAAUGGUAGUAAUGAGUAUGAAUUUGCAAGCAUGAUGCACGAUCUCAAAAAUAGUCAGUACUUAUGUUAUUAUUUUAAAGCCUUACUACACAUUUGAUACUGUUUUUGACAAAACCAUGUAGUACAGGUUGCUAUCAGUGAAUUUAUAAAUAUGGAAAACAUUGUUUUUUAUUAUUUAUACAAUAAUACCUUCAUUCCCCCUUUACUAAAAUACUUGGUGACAAAGUUAAAAAGUUUAAGGGUGCAGGUGUGUGCUUCACUGGAACGAACAUUGCAACAAGCUGGUGAGCUGUAUAACAAUGUUGAUUAGCAGCAGCAUGAUCAUCUUGAUCUCCAUGGUGGGCAAAAUAUCAUCAACAAUAUUUGUUUGAUUAACUAUAUAAAUCAACAAGUACAAAGGUUUACACAUGGGACAGCUAAGCCAAUUUUGACAGUCCACUUUUGACUUUAAGUGUUAUGUAAACUGUUGAAAUACUUUGCUUAUAAUGUCUCUUUUUCCUGCGUAUCAAAAAGACCCAAGUGAAGACACUUCCAAAAAUGAUUAUGAUACCAGUAAUCAUCAGGACAAACAUGUCAAUGAAAAACCAGGGUGGCUUGAAAAUUCAAGUUACCAAAAAAUAUCUGAGUGUCUACACUCGUUGCCAGAAUGUGAUACUUGGACUGAUAGUUCUGAUGAAGAUCUUGAUCCUACAAAAUCCAAUGAUGGCAUUGAUCACGUGGCAGAUGUAUGUAUUGAUGAUGUUGAAAUUAACAAGCCAAAUAAAGGUCAUGAUUCUCGUAAGGUCUCCAAAAAACAAAAGAAGCAUUUGGAGAAGAGUCGACCAUUUGCAAAUGAUUUAUGUUACGAAGAUAAAAGUAGGAAUACGAGACUUUCUUCUCUAGAAACUCUAGAGAGGGCUGUGAGACCCAGUUAUAAACUGUCCAAAUACAAACUAAAUCUUAAGGAUUACAAGAGAAUUAAAAAGGGCCGCUUUCAAAGGUAUUAUUUAGUCAAUGUAGAUAAUGCAGACAGUUCCACAAAAGCAGAUACAAAAACGGCAGCUGAACAAACAUCGACAACAACAUCGGAAGUCGAUGAAGUACUCAGCAAUGAAAAAAAAAGACAAAAUCUUGAAUUUGAAAGCAAGGUAAAACUGCAGACCAAGGAUUUGAGCAAAAAACUCGCAGAAUGUCCCACUGAUACGAAUACCUGGCUUGAGUACGUAUCGUUACAGGAUCAAAUUGUCCAGCUCAUGCCAUGCUCCUCUGGCAAAAAAAAUCUCAAGCAAAUGAUCAAUCAAAAAAAAUUAUCCGUUGUGGAAAAAGCUUUGGCAUCGAAUCACGAUUCUGUUGAGCUCCUAAAGACAAAGCUGCAAAUAAUGUCUGAACUCUUGCCAGCUGAUCAGAUGGCGGAGCAAAUAGAAGCAAUGGUUAAGAAGGACCAAAAAAAUAUUGUCCUGUGGCAGAGCCUCAUUAUGGUUGUUCAAACGUCAUGUGCCCUCUGCAAAGUCUCCAAAGUAUUGAACCUGUACACCAAAUGCUUCCCAAUACUGAAUCAAAAGACCAAAACAAAUCCAAGGCUGUACGAGAAGCAGGCUCUUGAAGUACUGUACCAGUGCUUGACCUUCUUGCGCAAUGCCGGUCUGUGGGAGCAAAUGUGGGAAAUCAUGAGAUUUAAUUUGUGCCUAAAUCUUGCCUUGGAGCACGAAGCUCUGAGAAAAGUUCAACCGGUUGACGAGAAGACCCUCAUGAGCAUGGAGGAGCUCAUACUGACUUCCAAGCUUCCAUUGAAUCAGUUGUGGCUGCGCAUCGAGUCGCUCAGGGAGAGCUGCCACUGGACCAGCGUCGACGUCAACAGCGUCGACAUCAAUCUUAUUGGCGACGACAAACGAUUGGUGUCCGCCGAAGACGUUAGCGACUUCAUCUAUCCCACGAUAUCGAAAGACUCCAACUUCCGUAUGGUCAUCUUGUUCAUCUUUUCCCUAAAAGUCCCUCUACUGCCUAGUCGCCACUGCGUACUCGAGGAUUUCAAUUUCGAGGAACACUGCUGGAACAUCGACUCCCUGGAGUUCGUCUUACCGAUGAUCUACUCGACAAUUCAGGUUGCAGCUGGAGAACAGUCGGAGAACUGUCUAGCCGGUAACCGUACGUUGAUGAGAGACUUGCUCGAGGGGAAGCUGACGGCAGGUCCCCAGUGCCUGAGGUAUCAUCCUGCUCGGGCAUCGUUUUUGGACUUGAUCCGAACCGUGUUCGGCACGGCGGCGCAGAACUUACCAGACCCCCAGAGGACUGGCGUCUACGUUUGGUGGCUGCGCUUCGAGAGGCUGCUUAUUUUUUUGGCCAAGCACGACACCCUGGAGGAGACAACGGCAGUAGCGGCGAACAGGAACAAAAAGCUCAAGUCCAUGGUGAAGAAUUUGCUGAAAAAACCCGAGCACCGAAACAAUCUCCAUUUUUAUCGGGAGUUUGCCCUGAUCGAGCUAGAACUUGGUGCUCGCGACACUGCCCUGAGGAUAUUGAGAACGGCUAUUUCUUCUCAAACUCAAUCGGCGGGGUCGCAUCUGAGCCUCGAUGAAAAAUCGGCGCUCUUCAGUUUGUACAGGACAAUUUUUGAAAUUUUACUCGGCUCGAAAAGUGAAGAGAGUGCAGACGUCGAGGUCUUCCAAGAGGUAGCUGAGAACAUUGCCAAGCUUAUUGCCCAUAAUGCCAACUACGCCCAUGACAUGCCCCUGGAAGAAAUGCUGUACAACGAAGUAUUACAGUUCCUAACGAGUCCGGCACAGGACGAAGCUGAUGAUGCAUUUUUGCUUCCAAACAUCAACUGCGACACACUUGUUUGUUACACGUACUACUUACUAUUGAAUAACGAUCAAACCGUCGACGCGAGCGAUAUCUUGGAUCUGUUUGACAGAUGCUUGGGGCAUUGCGACAAGUGUCCCCGCUUAAAAGAGAGGUUUUACGAGCUUAAAGUUUUGUUUUUGCAGUUUUACCACGGUCGUGUGAAAGAAAGUCGCAUCAACGGUAACAACAACAACAACAACAACGACACCAAUGGCCUGCUGAGUGCAACCGUCACGGAAGCUCUUGGAGAAUUUCCCAACAAUUUCCAUUUGUUGUCUACCAAUGCAUUGAUCGAAAAUGAAUUGCCGUGUUGGAAGAUAAGGACGUGCACCGAGAAAAACGUCAACGUCUGGUCGGUACUGGCAAAGUGCUUAGCUGGAAAAGCUCGUAUCACGAAUUUAAAAAGCAUCGGGCUGACGGAUUCUGCAGACGCUAUGGUCAACAAGAUGCUGUCUUUUCACAAAACAGUUUCUCAAAUGAAAAAGGUGCGGGAUUGCCCUUUGAUCUGGAAGUUUCGCAUGUUAUUGCUACGAGACCACAAUUUGUGUGAGAAAAAAGGCGAAGAGAUAUAUUACGAGGCCGUUAAUCAGUGUCCCUGGGCCAGAAGUGUUUAUUUGAAUGCCGCGGAAAUCGCUCCACAGAUUUUAUCGCAGAUUCAAGAUUUAAUGAAGGAAAAAGAAAUACGAAUACACGUUACGCCCGAAGAGUUGGAUAUUUUGAGGGAGUAAGCCUCUCUUGUUUUCUGUUAAACGAAAUAAUGUAUUGUUGUAAAUUUUUUCUGUUUAAUAUAUCAUCAUUACAUGUAAAUAAUUUUUUUUGCUAACACGUAACACAUACUAUAUGACACGUGCGCGGUUUCUAGUUCCGAUAUAAACGUGCAGAA